AUGGCGAACGAAGUAACAUUUUCGGGCAGCUCAGCUGAAACUAUCGAGCUUGCCAAGUCUUUUUGGAAGUCAAUAGAACCUCCUCCAGCGCCAAAGUCUACAUUAUUUGUCAGUGGAAUAAAUCAUCGCUUGCCAACAGCGUCUGCAAUUCAUAACGGUUUGUAAAUUUAAGCUUAAACGUUCAAUAGCAUUCGAAUCGCUGUGGCUGACAGCUGUUUUAAUACAUGCAUGUUUUGAUGAAACUGCUCUGAUAGAAAUUCGUUCUUUUCCUUCAGAAAAUAUUUUACUGGUAAAUAAUGCCACUGGGACUAAAUUAGAUUCGACAGAAGAAGAAACUAAUCCAAGUAAGUUGUUUGUAAAAAUAGGAACAUCCUUUAUACUUUUUUUCGUCACUUCUCUCAGAGUACUUGUAAGCUCACCUUCCGAUCAAAUUAGUCGUUCUGUAGUCAAUGAUGGAAAUUUUUUAGGACUUCAGAGACAUCUGGAAGAUGCGAAGGAAAGGAAAGAGAGAGAGGAGGCAGAAUACAUACAGAAAAUGGUCAGUUAAAUGAUAUGAAUAGUUCUGAAAUUGAUAAACUUGUUGAUUAAAUGUUUCAGCAAAAUAUUAGGCUGAUUUAGCAACAGAGCGGGAACGUCAUUUGACGACGGGAAAGCGCGCGGUAAGGACUAAACUCGACUUUCUGUGCCCAAUUUGCCGCUGUGCCAUUGGUCGAACCAGUUGUUUGAUUUGCGCCCGCUGUCGUCAACUGAUGUUCCCAUUCUGUUGCUAAAUCAGCCCAAUCAUUUUGCUAGGAGAUGGAGACAAUUUCACUGGGUUCAAUUUAGCCUGCGAGUAAGCUUUCCAAGGUGCUCUGGCGGUGGGGCGGGAAAAGGAAGUAGAGCUUUCAACUACGUCUCUGGAAUUUGAAUAUUUCCACCUCCAAUUCCCCUGAGGCUUCCUGUCAACUGAGCUGUCAGAUUUCCGACAAUGUACCAAAACAAGCGCAAAAGUACACAAACAUUGAAAAACAAGUGCCAAAGUAAUGACAUCAUUACUAAUGUCAUCUCCGCCAAUCAGCAUUUCGCAUCAACUUUUUCGAAGCAGAUAUUCAAAUUCCAGAGACGUAGCUGCAAGCUCUCCUUCCUUUUCCUGCCCCACCCCCAGGGCGCCCCAGAAAGCUUGCUCGCAGGCGAGGUUCAAUAUGCAGGUACAGGAGUUGAUCGAGGCAAAUAAAGGAGUUAGGAUUACAGCUAGGGUUUGAGUUACAGGAUGUUUAUAAGCCACACCUGCCAAAAAACGUACUUAACUUGACAGUAUUUAGCACAGAAGUACUCAUGAGGACACUGUAUUAUAAUCUCUUUCUGUCCCAUGACUCAGUCCAGAGGUCUGUUCUAGAAAUACCUAAGGUGAAUAAACCGUGCUCACAGUUUGAAAAAAUUAUGCUCCCAAGAAAAAAAUAACUUCAGCUGGAACCCAGUGUAUUCUCUCUGGAGAAUAGAGCCGAAACUAGUUUGCAGGGUGUCCUGCACCUGAGCCAUCUGCCUAAUUGAGAUGUCUUCUCAAGAAAGGUUGUUUCACUAUUGUGCUAGGUCAGAUGGAGAGAAGCAGAGGUUUUUCCCUUUCUUUGUAACUUGUGAUGAAAAUUUCUUUAGUCUGUGGGGAGCAGAUGCUUUUUUUUUCGGCUAUUGUUUCACCUGCCAAGAAAGUACAGGUGAAACAACAGCCAAAAAAAGUGUCUGCUCCCCACAGGCUAGCGAUAACCCAGAUCAGCUUAAUAAAAUGACAUUUCUUUUUUCUUUUUUUUCUUUCUCUAACUUUCAGACAUCACAUAGGGAAGAAGUGCAACAAACAUUAGCCCAAAGGAAAGCUGAGAGAUUAAAAGUAAGGUGUAAUAUGGCUUAGUUAGAGAUCUGACAGCAGUUACUCAAAAGGUUGAAACUUCUACCCACUGGAUACAUCACUAUCUAGUUGAUAAGCAUAAAAAAUUUAAUUUAAUUAUAGAAAUCCACCGCAUACUAUAGUGAUUUGUCUGCUGGGUGGCUGUAGUCCUUUAUAUUCAGUAUCGAAAGUUAUACUUACAUGGUAAAUAUUAAAAUAUAAAUAAAGGAGCUAUACUUCAACCUCAGGUCCUCUCCUUAGGGACGAGUUGGAAAGGCCUAAUACAGUACUUGAAAUUCUUGUGUGUUUGAAACCCCCCUCACUCUCCCUUGGUUUUUCUAAAACUUUGUUUGUAAUAUUGUUUAUUUUUGCUGGUAAUUUAAUGUACAAGUCUAUUUCAUAUGAUAAAUAUGUUCUUUUUGUAGAAGGAAGAAAUUUCACGUCGCCGACAAAGAGACGACUUCCUUGACAUGUCGUAAGUAAAACUGAUAGAGAAAGACUUUGAUUUAAGCAUUUACAUAUCCAUUCCUAAAUAUCUAAUAAAUAAAUGACAAUGAUAAUAUCAUUGGGUGCACUGUUGUUUACAUUUAAUUUCUUUCUUGUUUAAUUUUUAAGGGAAUCCAGUGAAGAGGAUGAAGAAGCUGCAGAAGCCAUGGCAGAACUUGAUAGAUUUGACGAGAUUCUUAAACAAAAAGAAGCUUUCUAA
Porites evermanni is the source of this 2564-nucleotide messenger RNA. The record is from the annotation of a GenBank genome assembly. NCBI's taxonomy places the organism in Eukaryota, Metazoa, Cnidaria, Anthozoa, Scleractinia, Poritidae.